Messenger RNA from Pangasianodon hypophthalmus (striped catfish), 12819 nucleotides. It is a transcript of the gene foxn3, whose product is annotated as forkhead box N3. Gene Ontology annotation, cellular component: nucleus. Gene Ontology annotation, biological process: regulation of DNA-templated transcription. Gene Ontology annotation, molecular function: DNA-binding transcription factor activity; cis-regulatory region sequence-specific DNA binding. The transcript is spliced from 7 exons. The record is from RefSeq and is a predicted model, not a curated record. Lineage: Eukaryota; Metazoa; Chordata; Actinopteri; Siluriformes; Pangasiidae. The coding region runs from base 9736 to 11151 and encodes 471 amino acids.
GUGUGUGUAUGUGUGAAUGGUCAUUCAACAACCGGAUGAAUGACUUGAAAUGUUUAAACACAGUCUCUCUCAUUCACCAACGAUAUUUCAUUCUCGCCCGCUAUCACGGCUCGGAAAAUGAGGUCGCUCGGCUUUGUGUGUGCUUUAAAAGCCCCGGGAUGGCCGGACCUUGAGAUUUGUUUAGUUUUAUCACACGGAUUAUAGGACAGCUGGCUGAUGAACGAGCUUUUACCUCGCCAAGGCCAACCUCUGAGACAUUUUCGACCUCUUGAAUAUGUGUACUGGUUUGUGUGUAAGAAGGGCAGAGUGAUUAUUAGAGGAAGAUGGGGGUUGUGUGUGUGUGUAAGUGUGUAUGAUUAGCAGAGGACACAGAAAAAGGCUUGGCGUGUGCUUGGUGGUAGAUACGGCGGGACAGGAGGUGGCAUUAUCAGUGGUGCGUGAACGAGCGCUACUGAUCCAGCAGCACUGAUUAAAGAUUAAGACUCAACUCGGCAAGCUCAUCUAGCCGGAUUUCUCCCUGUGCGCCGAGCACCGAAUCAGCUCCACACGUCACGCUUCGUGAGCACAGGAACCCACAAUCGCUUUUCUCCCAUACCACUCUCUCGCUCGCUUUCACUUCUAUCUGACCCUCCCUACAUCAUGUCUCGCUGCUCCACGUGAUAGCAUCAGUCUCCACUGUGGGAGGUUUAUCACUGAGCCAGCGCCUUUAUGGCCACGCUUUGGAUCAGUAAGACUGCUCUUAUAUGUACAUCAUCCAGGCUCGUAAAGAAGCAGCACUUUCCCCCUUAUUGACUCGACCAGGAUGCGUCCGAGAUGUAGAUCUAAGACGGAAACCGCUAUUAAGGCUGGAACUCCGGUGCCUUUACUUCAAAACAAUUCAUUCUGAUUUAUUUAGCAGUUUUGAGUUUUUUAUAUUUCUACACGUAAAGCACCUUUUAAAGUCACAAACAUGACACAGCUAAGUAUAUUGAGCACAUGUAAAAUCCAAAUGCAUUUGAUUUAUUAAUAAGGCCAUGUUUUUAUUUCUUUACUAGCAACCUACUUUCUCCCUUCUACAUGGCAGCUCUACACUGUGGUCCUAUUGCGUAAAUCACAUUAAGUGGAAAUUGUUUUACUUUCUUAAGCAAAGAAAAUCACAAAGAGCAGACAUCAAACAUAAAUAACGUAAUAGUAAAAAUAAAUUCAGUUUAUUUACCCCACAGAUGUGUUUUUAUACCUCUGUCCAUCUCUCCAUCCGGGCAUCUAUCCGAGAUCAUCAGCGUGAUAUCUCAAGAAUGAGUGGUUUACUGAUUUUUGGAUUUAUAUGGCAUUAUCAUUGUAGGCAGCAAAUGAACUGAUUAGACUUUGGAAUUGAUCCAAAGGUCACAGCAAGGUCAGAUGUCUGAAACAGUUUUUCUUCAAUAGCUUCCUUCCUGUUUGAAGUAUAUUUUAAGGGGAUUUCAGGCGUAUAAAUUAGUAACAAGAAGGACUAGACUUGUUGGCGGUGGAGUCAUUCACAUCAAAACUGUUGGCAUUGAGUUCUACUUGUUUUUCUUUUUUCACUGGUGGAUCGGAGCGAGUUUUGUACUGAUAUGGAAAAAAGCAGCUUAGCAGUACGUACACUAACCAUAACAGCACUGCUUUUCAGUUGUACUAGCUAAUUAGCUUAGAUUGAUUGUAUUCUGAGUUGAAAUAGCUCUGAUUUGACACAUCGUAAAUCUCCUCAGAUGUACUCAAUGAUAAGACUUUCUGUUUUUUUCUAACAGCACUUUGGCAUCCAUGUUGGAUUUUCUUGCUUGAGCUGUAACCUGAUGGAGUCAGUCAGGUGAUGUCACAUAAAACAUGCCCUGGAAAUCGAGUUAAAAACUCAAAGUUGCCAAAAAUGUUCAUCUUGAUGCUAGAAUGAUAUAUUUAUUUAACUGUUUAAGCAACAUAUUAACUGUAUUUGCUCAUUACAUAGAGAACAUAGCGUAGAACAUGCACUAGUGCAUGCAUAGUGCACUACAUAGUUCACAAAAAUGUCUCUAUUUUACUGCUACUUACAAGUAAUAUCACUGCUUUUAGGACAGAUUUUUUUAUUCAGUUUUUACAAUUUGAAAACUGUAAGGACCUUUUUUGUGUAAAUGGCAUGCAUGUAUUUCGAACCCUACUUCAUGGGUCAUUUAAACUAAAAGUAGAAUUUGCCAUGUGAAUGUGGAUUAUUAAAUUACUGAAACAGUGAAGAGUGCGAUUUGUUCUCGACGACGUUGUGGUGAGAGCCGAGCUCUUUUCUUGGUACCAACCAAACCAAAAAUUCUCUAUAUGGACAUGGCGUGCAUGAACAUCACCUCACUAAGUGAUGUUUUAUUUAGUGUCAGGCCAAAGAAAAUCAAUUAGCAAAUUUCUGGUAGUAGUCUGCCCAUCGAUUAAGCGAUUACAUAACGAGUACUCGUUCAGCUUGUCACCGUCAUGAUUUUAGCUACACUACGUUUCUCAGACUGUAGAAGAAAUGCGGAAGCCCUUUACUCUCUCACUCGUUCUCUGUGAUAAUAGGAACGCCGCACACGGCCUCCCUGAAACAGUAAUGUUACGCAGUGCAGCGGAGACGCCGUCACACCUGUGUGCAACACUAUUAAUUGUGUUGUUCUGUGUUGUUGCAUGAUGCUGCGCUGUUUGUUAAUGAAACACGUCACACACCGACCCAGUUUGUGCUCAUUUAAAUGGCCUGUUAGAGGGAAAGCAGCUUUGCUGCACUCACCUGCUCUAAAAAAGAAAGAGAGUCCUUGAGAGAAGAAAGAUGUGUGAGUUUUAUAAACGUUCAUUCAGAAAUCCACCGUCUCGAGUCCCAUUCACAGACUGAUGAAUCGAGCGAGUUAGGAGCAGUGUCUUAAUUUUCAUUAAGUGCCCUUUCCCCCUCGAGGGUGUGUAACCAUGGAUUCGGCUCCUAACCGGGUUUCCCUCACCGCUGAUCCCCAGCCAAAUUUAAUUCUGUGUCUCCUGGGUGCUCUCCCCAGGCCCCGAACCACGCAUCCUCGCAACACCAUCCUGUGUGUCUACAAGUGUAUCUGAGCUUCUUAAAACACACACACUUUGGCGUCUUUCCUGGAGACCGGCUUGGCUGCACCUCUGCAACCUGGGAUUACAUUAGUUUCCAUUCUCGUGCAUGGCUGGCUAGGUGUAUUAGCCAAGCGCUAGCCGAGCAGCGGCAUUCACGGAAAGCAGGCAGCCUUCUACUCGGGGAAAAAAAAAAUGAUAAAGCUGUUGGAUUUCACAUCACAUUUUGCUCACUGACCUUCAGCGAAAUGUUAGAGCUUAGCCUGGUCCGGCUGCCUGGUUGAGCCUGUCUCAAUCUCCGAAUCAGAGAGCUCGUUUACAACAAAGAUAAAACCCCACAGGGUCGGAUUUGUUAGAGAACAGAAAUGUCGAAAAGUGUGUGUGUGUGUGUGUGUGUGUGUGUGUGUGUGUGUGUGUGUGGGUAUGUGUUAUAGUUUUCACACUCAAAACCCAGCACACUAUGAUCAUAUCUCUACUGAUAAUGUUUGAACUUUCCAAUUUGCAUCAUUCAAACACUCCCACAUACACACUGUUUCUGGAUUGUGAUUGGUCAGAAGGUGUUGAUGCAGAUCACAGGUUUAUAAUAAAAUGCUAACUCUGAUACGUUAUCGUUUCUAUAGUAACUGCUCAUUAACAGGGAUUUGUAUUAUGGCGCUCCAUGUAAUGAUAAACAGAUCAACAAAAAAAGCGUGUAAUCGUUGAUAUGGUGAAGUUUUCUGUGAGGAGAUGUUUAUUUAACAUUUAUGGAAGGAGUCUCCAGUUUCAGGUUAGGUAUGUGUCGUUCCUUAAUAAAUAAAACAGCGAAUUGUGCUGGAGAGUUGCUGUGGAAUAAGAGGAAUGCAUCCGGGCAUGCUCUUAUAGAAAAAUAAAUAAGUUUGUUAUGGUAUCAGUAACUCUGCUUCAUCACACCACUCCGUCGUUGAUUAUUUUCCUGUAACAGCGCAGCAUGAAGCUCAGCUCUAGGCUUUAGUGCGUCUCUGUGCUGAAGAUGCUGACCCAGCACUUGAUCCAGACCAAAGCACAAUAAGCGAGACAGAAUCUCAAUUAUCCUGCAGUGAAUAAUAAAGCCAUGCAGUGUGCUGUAAAACUCAUUACACACCGACACACAACACGCACAACACACCGAUCUGCUCGAUGUCCUUCAUACCAGCGCCGUCGCUCUCAUCCACUUCAUAUGUACUGAAGCCGAGCUCACAAAAUCUCCAUCGUCCCUUAUGUCCACACUGCCUCUGGCUUUACACACCGUGUUAAUGCUGGACAGUAAUCGCGUGCCUGGAGUGGACAAGGACACCGGGUAAAGGCCGUGCAGAGGUCAGGUGUUAUUUUAUAGAGUGUGUGACCUCACCUUGCAGCUCAGCUCUCAGCCUUAGGGAUGUGAUUAUCUGCCGCAGCAAGAGACGAGAAACAGAAAUGUACAAUAUUUUGCAUUAAACCCGAAAAUCUGCAGGCACAAGAAAGCCAUUACGGCAUUCCUCUGAAGGUUUUUCUUCAAUUUGUACCACUUUAUGCCAUGUACCCUCGAUAAAUGAUGGCAGAAUGAGGGGAAAAAUUGGGGGUAAUAACUCAAACCUCGGUGCAAAAAUAAUACUCUUAAUACGAUGUCAAAGACCAGUGGGAAUGAGGACAAAUGGCGGAGCUCCCCUGGGGUUCACGGGCGAAAGAAUUAACGAAGCCUGUCACCCCGACCCAGCCGCCGUCGUUGCUAUGGAAACGGACGCCCGGGCGCCUCUGGGUAACCGUGGUGACACAGUUGCCGCGGCAGCCAGCCUGCACCUCUACUCCUAGGCAACAGAGAGCUGGGAAGAGAGCAUGGAUAAGAACCUGCAUCUCAAACAGCACAAACGAGCUGUAAUGGAGCUUAAUGACGUCUAAGGGGAAAAUUCAUGCGGUUACAGACUUUAUCAUGUCUUUGUCUCAGCUGUAAUGAACCCUCAGUUCUGAGGUGCAACACUCUCUAUAAUCUGCUUUACUGUAUCUGUGUGAUUUCUGGAUCUUGUCGUCUUAAUCCACGACAGCUUUGCGCAGGUCUAAGAGGUUAGCAAGCGAAGAUUAAGAGAGCUUAUUAAAACGAUCAGAGACGUGGCCAGAAUUUCUGCAUCCACAUGGUCAGUUCUUCAGUUCUUCAUGUCCUGUAGAUUAAAAUGCUAACCUGCUGGGAAUGAAAUUAACUCUGUAGCUCAUUAGUCACAAGUUUCUUUUCCAAAUUUAUUAGCCAGGCACUGGUUCUCACUAGCCCAAACAUCAAUAUCUCAAACGUAACUGUGGCCUUUUUAAUUAAUAAUCCUUAACACUGAGUGUUAGCUGAUAUUGCCUUACCUUAAGCUUCCUAUAAGUAAGGAAUAACACACCUGGGGGAGUGCUGUUACAGGAGAUUAAUCAACGACGGGGUGGUGUGAUGAAGCAGAGUCACUCCUACCACCCUAAAGUUGAUUAUUUACCUAUAACAGCACAUCCCCAAGUGUUAUAUUCUUCUUAUAACACAGCAAUUUGCCAACAAUUGCUCUGGUUAUUAAUUAAAAAAUGACAUUUCAUACUUUUUUAAUCUGUUUAUAGUUACAUUUAAUAUUAUGGAACAUUUAAUGUUGUGGAACAAGUUAGUUCCUGUUGUCAGUUACGUUACAGCAGCUAUAAACAUUUGUUCCCUCACCACUCUCUCUUUAUUCCCUGUCUUACGUUAAUAAGACGAAAAAAAACACAGCUUGUCAUGUUACAGAGAAAACACAAAACGUAAAAUCUUCUGUCCUGAAGAUGUCAGAAAACUUAUGGUUUUACCUCUGACUGUUACAAAGCACUGACACUGGAGACUCCUUUCUUAAAUGUUAAAUAAACAUCUCCUUACAGAAAACUUUACCAUAUCAGUGAAAACGAUAAAGUCUUGCUUUGUUAAACAACGUUUUAAUCUGUGUGUUAUUAGUCUUAGAUUACAUAGAGUGAGUGUCAUGUCAAGUUCCUGUGUAAAGUAACUGUAGAAGCGAUAAUAUCUUAGAGAUGAGGAAAUCUAUACACUAAUACUGGAUAGAAUACACACUAGUUUUGGAUGAACAUUACGGUAAGGUUAAGCACUAAAGUGGCUUUUCAUUUCAUAAUGUUACCCGUGCCAGAUUUUACCUCUAUUUCACACCCGGCUGUUACUAUUACUGGAUAAAAAGCCAGAUAGGUUUCAGUUUAUGUAAACUCAAUCCCACUGGCUUGCUUUCAGGGAAGACUUCAUCUCAGAUUCUGGCUAAAAUAUCGCUUUGGAGAGUUAAUGUGUAAAAACAUUUACAUUUAAUUCACUCGUGGUUUUGGAACUAGCUCUAAUCAUUAAAUUAAGCUAGAUCUAAAAAUAAUAUAAAUGUAAAAGCAGUUCCACGUUAUGUGAAGAUGAGUGUGAAAGUAUGGGGAAGUUAUCCGAGCCCCAUGGCGUCUGGGUCUGAGCCGGGGGAAUCAAGUGGCUGAGGAGUGCGGAGAAGCAGAGCGAGAUAAAAGGGAAGCCCCCGCUCUGCCAAGCCCUCAAUGAGAUCCCAGCUGUGUUCACUUUAAGCCACUGUCCCCUCUCACCUCAUUCAGAUGGAGAGAAAUGAGACGCUGCUCGAAAACACGUAGAGCUCAGGGUGCGCAGGUCAGAGAGAGAGUCGGAUAACGCGUUAUAUUACCCUCACACAUCCACUCGGAAUUACAAUUCCCAACAAUCCACUCCUACAUCCCGUGACUGGUACUUAUCAGAGAGAGAGAGAGGGAGAGAGAGAAUUAGAGAGUGAGACAGAGAGACACAGACUGAUAGACAGAGAGAGUGAGGGAGAGAGACAGAGAGAGAGGGAAACAAAAAGUAAGAGAGAGACAAAGAAAGCCAAAGAAUGAGAUAGAGACGGAGUGAGGGAGUGAGAGAUGGAGACAGAGAGACACAGAGGGAGAGAAAGACACAGAGAGAUAGAGAUAGACAGACAGAGAGACACAGAGGGAGAGAAAGACAGAGAUAGACAGAGCCAGAGAGAUAAAGGCAAAGAGAGUUACAGAAAGACAAAGAGAGAGAGACAGCAAGGGAGAGAGAGAAGAAAGCUAAGAGUGAGGCAGAGAGAGGAACAGAGUGAGACAGAAUGACAGACAGAGAGAGACAGGGAGAGGCAGACAAAGGGAAACAGGGACAGAGACACAGAGGGAAAGAGAGAGAUAGAGAGAGAGACACGCAGAGAGAGAGACAAUUUGUUCAUUUAUUUACUUGCUUUGGCAAGAAUGUCUCAGAGAGAGAGAGAGAGAGAAAGAGAGAGAGAGAGACAGAUUACAAAGACAUAAAGAGUGACAGACAGACAGACAGAGUGAGAGAGACAAACAGAGGGAGAAAGACAGAGAGAGAGUGACAGACAGAGAGAGAGAGGACAUAUGUGUUGCUGCAUGUUGCUGUAUUUAGAGACAGUGAGGUGGAUGUAGAGGGAUUACUGCUGGAUGUGGGCAGGUUUCUGGCUUGAUUAAAUACACUUUAGCGGAUUAAUCAAAAGACAGAUCGUAAAUCAUCUCUGCACACACCAACCUCCUGCAACCCAACCUACAGCUGUGGAAACUCUUACUCACUGCUUUGGAUCUGAGAGACAGAGAGAGACAGAGAGAGAGAGAGAGAGAGAGAGAGAGAGAGAGUAUAAAUACAAACAGAAAGAGUAUGCUGACAGUGCCGCUGCAUUUUCACUGCACUGGACACAGACAUACUGUAGUGAGUUCCUUUCAUUUCUGAGCGCUGAUUACAGUUAUUUAAUCGUUCUCAUGUGAUUUGCUUUCGCUCUUCUGUCCGUUUGGAGUCAGACUUUUUUGGUUUGGGCUUUUAAACAGGACAUCAGUGAUAUAAUCCUGGUGGUCAGAUGUGUGGACGCAGAGGGAAGCACACUAAUGCCUGCCUUCACUUAAUUCUAUUUAUACCACAGCACUGUCGAAUUCUGGACUGUGAUUGGUCAGGAAGUGUUGAUUAUUUUUCUAUAACAGCAGGUCUGACAGUAGUGCAGCUGUAAAUCACAGGUUUAUAUUGUUGCGCUCUUAUAUCGUUUCUAUAGUAACGGCUCAUUCAUGUUCAAGUACAUAAUUGUGAUUAAAAAACGUGUGUAAUCGUUGACUUUUUUGCGUUUAACAUUUAUGGCAGGAGUCUCCAAUAAAUACUCGGAAACAUGAUGGUGCUGCAGGUCAGGGUCCAGGGUUCGAGCUUGAGCUCAGCUUACCUUCUGACCAGAAUAAAACAGUUCCUGAAGAUGAAUGAAUUAAUAAACAACAUAAAUGCUUAAAAAUUAAUUACACAUCAUUAAAUCAAACUGCCUGUUCCAACUGUUUAAGGUUCCUCCUGUCACAGAAUGGUAAAUGGAGGCAGUACAAACAAAACAAAACAACCAAAACUGUGAAAACAAGAACCAUAAACAUGAACUAUGGAUACAAGGCAAAAACAUACAGACUACAAGCGAGACUGUGGCACGCAUGACAGCACACGACAACGCACGACAAUAACAAAAAUUUGAAUUUAAAUAAUGGUGCUAACAAGGUAUAAUGAGACACAGGUGAGAGUGAUUAGUGACAUGUGAUGUGCUGAGGCUGAUGGGUAGUGUAGUUCAGCGCCCAUUGGUGCUACCAUGACACCUCCUUUUUGAUAUAUAUAUUUUUUGCAACAAUUCACCAGCGACCAGCGUAACGACACCUGCAGAGGAAUUUGGUUAACUCAGGAAAAACUUUUCAAUAGAGAUGCUUUUGAUCCGAUACCCAGGGUCGGUACAGUGAAUCGGAUAUCUGAGAAAAAAAGAAUGAAUUCAAUCUGAUCCAAACGGAAAAGAUUGGAAUUGGAUUUGGGGAAGAUUUUUUAAAAAAUGUUGACUUGACUGUAUUGUUUUGUUAGGACUGAUUUUUUUUUUAUUAUAUUCAUACUUUAUUAUAUUUAUUGUUUUUGCAUAUUUACUGUAUGUAAUAGAUUUUUGUGUGAAAGAAAGAAUAAAAAACUGAAUAAAAAAAAAAAAAAUAUCGAAUGGGUAUCAGCUGAUACUCAGGGUUUCAGUAUUGGUAUCGGAAAAGAAAACGUGGUAUCGUGCCAUCUCUACUUUUAAGAGGUUUAUUUAGUUGUUAUUUGAACUAGCUAGAGUCCAUGAAAGAGGCAUUAUUGGUACUUCAUUAGCUUGAUGUCUGUGGAACCCUAAUAUUGACUGAUUUCAUUAGCCGUAUGUGCGGAGUAUGUACAUAACCUUUGACCUCUACAUCCUCUCCUAAUGUCUAAUUGAAUGUAAUUUUCCGUUAGGAGCCGAGGCCAUGCCUGGGCCUUUUUUUUUUUAUCUUCUUUUUUCAGACAGGAAGCAGACGGAGGUGUAGUUAACAUUGCACAACAAAAGGUAGUGACAUGAGGAACAAAAGAGCCUCCAGCUUUCAGCACGAGCCCAAAAAGAGUCCCGAAUGCUGCGUCUUUCCUGCGUUUGUUUUUCUCUGACAUCACGGUUAGUUGCAAUGGUGCACAGAGCACCGUCAGUCUCCUGAAGUGACCGAGAAGCCGGCACUUGUCACACGAGUUACUGAGGCAUGUGACAUGUGACACCUGCUGAAGGAGGGUUUCGCACAGGUUACACCCUCAGCCACAGCUCUCGCAGGUAAACACGAGCCGGAUGAGUCGAGGCUUGCUGAGGAGCGUGAAAAACAAGAAGCCGUUCCUCUGCUUCUAAAGGGCGUCCCGAUAGAGCAGAGGAAAGGAUCGAGCCUCAUGAGAGCCUCCACAGAGCAGGAGCCUUGGUCUAAAUGGGUCCGGUCAUGCCUCCCAGCAAGAAGCCGGAAGCUUCCGGGGUGAGCGUGGCGAGCGGCUUGAGCCAGCUGUACCAGGUGGGCUCCAUCACUCGGGCGCUGUGUGAGGAUGAUGAACUGGAGCUGGCGCUGCCCGUGCCGGCCAUCAAGCUGGAGAAGUCGGGCGCCGAGGACGAGGAGCUGACCAACCUCAACUGGCUGCACGAGAGCAAGAACCUGCUGACGAGCUUCGGCGACCCCGUGCUGAGGAGCGUGAGCCCCGUGCAGGAGCCCGACGACGACCCGCCUCCCUCCCCGGCCACCUCCGACCUCGCCUACGACGCCAAGCACAACCCCAACUGCAAACCGCCGUACUCCUUCAGCUGCCUCAUCUUCAUGGCCAUCGAGGACGCGCCCUCCAAGAGGCUCCCCGUAAAGGACAUUUACAACUGGAUCCUCGAGCACUUCCCCUAUUUCGCCAAUGCCCCGACUGGGUGGAAGAACUCCGUCAGGCACAACCUCUCACUCAAUAAGUGUUUUAAGAAAGUCGACAAAGACAGGAGUCAGAGUAUCGGGAAGGGUUCCCUGUGGUGCAUAGACCCGGAAUACAGACACAAUCUCAUCCAGGCGCUGAAGAAGACGCCUUAUCAUCCCUACUCCCAAGUGUUCACCACGCCUCCCACCUCUCCUCAGGCAUAUCAAAGCCUGUCCAGUCCUCCAAUUUGGCCAGGGAAUCACUUCUACCGAAAAAAUAAAGGAGUCCUCCUACCAGAUGCGGAUAUAGAAGCUGCCGUCUCCAUGAUGUGUUUGAAUCGUCCUGAGAUGCCCGAGUUCUUCCCUCAGGGAGUGAUCCGGAACGGAGCUUGUAUGAUGAGCCCGGGCCUCUUCCCAGGAAUUCGACCUCUUCCCAUCAAUCCUAUUGGCAGCAGAGCGGCCGCCGUCAGGUCAGUCCUGGCUGGCUGCAGGAUUCGCAGCGAAAGCGAGCCGUCCUGCGACUCUCCACUGGUCAGCAGCGACCCCAAGGAGGACCACAAUUACAGCUUCGGCAAAUCUUCCAACUCGACAUCCGGAGAGAAAACGCAGCUCGACUGCGGUGCGUCCGAGUUCCACAGUCACGACGCCACCAGCGACACGGACGACGACGACAGGGCCAAGAUCAAGAAGGAGCCCAAAGAGUGGGCGGUGGACGCUCUGGCCCUGGCGCAGCACAACAAGUGGCACCAUUUGACAAAGGUCAAACAGAGAGUGGCCAGUGACAUGCUGCCUUUAAAAAAGAGGCGCACGGAGAAGCCUCCGGAAAGCGAUGACGAGGAGAUGAAGGAGGCAGCGGGUUCUCUGCUCCACCUGGCUGGCGUCAGAGCCUGUUUGAACAAUAUCACCAACCGGACGGCCAAGGGCCAGAAAGAGCAAAAAGAGUCCAUGAAAAAUAACUAAACUGUGUUAUGAGGAAGAGAAAAAAAAAAAAAGAAACAUCACUUUUAAUAGAAUUUACUAUUUUUUUCCAGGACAUCAGGUGAAUUCUACUGAUUUGUGGCAAUAUCAACAAUUAACUUUGUUUUCCUACCUUUAUAGGUGAAGUUAUUGAGGGUUCUUUAUUUUUUAUUGUUUUUAUUUCUUUUUUUUAAAGGAGAUUAAAGCCAUAGCAAAAAAAAAAAAUUCAGCUGAUUUACUAAUGGGUUUUAUUUGGCUGAUAUUAACAUUAAAUAAGAAGAAAAUUCCACACGCACUUAGAUGAGAGAAAACAGUGCUGUCGAUAAGCGAAGCGUCCCGUGGGCAGCUACAUGCGACCGGGCAGCACGACUGUGUGUAGGGGUUAUGUGAUAUAUAGUUCUAGUGCACUAGGAGUAGUGUACACUUCUCUUAGUCGUGUGGUGUGAGUGCACUUGCUGCCCUGAGCGCUAAUCCGAUCCGACGGCAUGGCCGCAUGGUCUUGGAUUAUUGUAGCUGCUGAAAAUCAGACGUUCCCGAGUCCAAUGUUAAUCUGUGAAAUAAAUCCGAAGCCAUAAGCCUUUGUGCUUUUUGGAGGCAAAUAUACAUUAGAUGUAUGAUAUAGACAAAGAAAUUGUUCUCACUGCCCACGUUCCUCCCUUAAGCAAUCAAAAAGAGUGUUAUUACUCAAAUGAAGUAAAGUGACAUAGUGAUAUUCCCCUUACAGAACAGUAAAAUAAUCCCUGACAGAAACGAUGCUACUAAACCUGCCAAUUGUAAUUUAGUGAUAAAAAAAAUAAUGAAAUGACUGUGGAAAUGUUUUGUGGGAUUUUUUUUAGUUGGUUUAAUUUUUACUCCUAUUUUUGUUUUAUUUUGUAUAAAUUCUUUCUUAUGUUUUAAUUUUCUAAUCCUCAUGAUGUAAGAAGCAAUUUCAUCCAGUCAGGAUAACACUGUAUAAAAUGUUACACUAGACCUUUUUUUGUUUUUUUUGUUUUUUUUUUCCCUUUCUUAAUUUAAGCAAUGUAGCCAGCAGGAUUUUUUUUUUUCUCCAAAAAUCGUGUUGCAUGGGUUUCUUGUAAAGAAGACGAAGAUCUUUUUUUUUAUUCAAAAAGUUGUAAGGUAAAUAAUGUAUUUAGCAUGAAGCAUGAAUUAUUUUCAUAUAAAUAUAGAUCCUAGAGAACAAAAAGGCACCGCCUCUAAUCUAAUUUCUAUGCCCACAGGCCUACAGUCACUUUUUUUUUUGUUUUUUUUUUGUUUUGUUUUUUGUUUUUGGUUUUUUUUUGUCUUGAUUUGUCCUCAUCGUACAAAAGCAGGCAUUUUACAGAAUAACCUUCUUCAGGGACAAAUGCUGACUGUUGGGCAACACUCUGUGCAAUAUGGGGACUUCACCUUCUUUCCAAGUGUAGGGCUGUCAGCCCCCCUCUCCGCUCUCUCCAUCAGAUCAGCUCCGGUGUGUGAGCGUGUGUGUGUGUGUGUGUGUGUGUGAGCGUUCAGCAUUGUUGCUUAGCGCUCAGCUCUGUAAGGGCAAGUUGGUAGUGAGUGUCUGUUCCUUUUCUUCCAUUUUUUUUUUUUUUUUGGGGGGGAGGGGGUCUUCCAUUUACACAGCACAGGUAAUACACACGCUCACACACUCUUCCCUCUACGUAGCACUGUUCAGUAUUAAAUACACACACA